This is a messenger RNA of Camellia sinensis, 1586 nucleotides long. Its product is annotated as double-stranded RNA-binding protein 2. The record is from RefSeq and is a predicted model, not a curated record. Gene Ontology annotation, molecular function: double-stranded RNA binding. Lineage: Eukaryota; Viridiplantae; Streptophyta; Magnoliopsida; Ericales; Theaceae.
AAUUCUUCUGCCCCUUCAACCUUUUCAGUCCACCAACACACCCCAACCCAAAGUCUCUCUGUCUCUCUCUGAGAAGAACCCUACAAAACCUUGACUCCGACUGACCCCAUUUCUCCGGCGAGAACCCGAACUCAACCCAUCAUCCCGAAUCUCCGAUCUGGCUCCGGGAACCCAUUUUCCGGCGGCUUCUUCGCCGGAAAAGCUUCGAUUUUUGUAGAGAAAUCGAAAGCAGAAUUCGUGUACAUACAUAGAUAUAUAGAGUGAGAGAGAGAGAGAGAGACGCGGAGAUGUACAAGAACCAGCUUCAAGAGCUGGCGCAGAGGAGCUGCUUCAACCUUCCUUCCUACACCUGCAUAAGGGAAGGUCCAGACCACGCGCCGCGCUUCAAGGCCAUCGUCAAUUUCAACGGCGAGUCCUUCUCCAGCCCCCACUACUUCUCCACCCUUCGCCAGGCCGAGCACGCCGCCGCCGAAGUCGCCCUCAACUCUCUCUCCAUCCGCGGCCCCUCUCACUCCCUCGCCGCUAGGAUCCUCGAUGAGACAGGUGUUUACAAGAACCUCCUACAGGAGAUUGCGCAGAGAGUUGGAUCCCCAUUGCCUCAGUACACAACUUUCAGGUCAGGACUUGGACACCAACCCAUCUUCACAGGGAUGGUAGAACUGGCUGGAAUUACAUUUACUGGGGAACAUGCCAAGAACAAAAAACAAGCUGAGAAAAAUGCAGCCAUGGCAGCUUGGACAUCUCUAAAACAAUUGGCACAACAAGAUGCAACUUCAUCAUCUGAAACAGAGAACAAUGAUGAGCUAGAACAAAUCAAAAUUGCACGAGCAUUAUUGAAUUAUCGUUUCAAGGAAAAGAUUAGAAUGGCCAAAUCCUACAACUCCAAUGCUCCAAUACCAUUCGAAAAGAAAUUUCCAAUUCAGAACCCAAGACCAUCAAGUCCACAACCUCGACCAGUGACCACAUCAAAAAUCCUCCCCUUAAUCUGCCAAAGGACUGCCCCUCGACACAGACCCACAUCUACAACAGCAAAUGACAACAGCCCCACACAGUCAUCAUCACAGCCUCUGGCACCCGAACUCCGUGUAAUCCGCCCUCAAAGGUUUCCUGCAGCUGGGGCCGCUCCUUAUGUUCCCAUUCGACAUUGCAGGACACCUUACCAGGGGAUUGCUCCGCCAGUUACAGUAAGAACCACCGUGCCAGUUUUCUCCGCACCACCACUCCCACAACCAUCUUUGUGCCCCUCACAAGUGAUGCAACCCCAACCCGUGCGAAUUGCUCCUUCUGUCUGUAUUAGGCAGGCUGUGCCGGUUUUCGCAGCUCCACCUGUUCGAAAAGAAGAGCCACCAACAGUUGCAGCUCAUGUAGAUGAAACUGAGAACAAGAGUGGCAAUGGCAACCCUCAAGGACCAGAGGUAGUAAGGCUCUUGGAACAGCUCAAGAUCUGAUGAUGGUUGUUGAGUAGGGAUUUGAAUCUUCAAGAACCAAUAUAUAUGGGUUUUGUAUUGAUUUUGGAUUUGUUUUGUUGUCGUCGCUGUUGCCGUCAUCAUUUUCUCUCAUCUUUUCAUAUAGUGUUCAUUGACAUA